CUCUUGCCGUUCGCUUUCUUUUUUUGUUUGUUGUCUUUUUAUUCGGAAAGUUCGUUGAAAUUGUUUCCUGAUCGGAUCUUUAAUUGCUUAAUGUGAUUAUGAGUUAGCAUAUAAGGACACACACUCAAAAUGUUUAACUUUAUGAAAAAAAGCGCCGGCGAUGAGGACAAGGAACGACGGAAACGGGAAAAGAAAAUGCGCAAAGAGGCUAAAGGUGGUAUUAGUGGAGUCGGAGGUGGAGGCAUUGGUGGAGUUACUGGCAGCAUGAGUACAGAUGAACUCCUUCGUCUGGAUGAAGUUCGUCGCUCUUUAAAGAUUCGAGGCCGACGCAAGGAUAAGGAGAAGCUGCCCAGCGGCAUUACAGCUGAUUAUAGUGCCGAUUUCUUUGCGGCUCUAAAUGCUGAUAGCCCCACAACGGGCGGAGGCGGAGCGGCCAAUGCUGGAAACGGCAACGGCCCCGAACUGGAUCGUGGCAAUGAAGAGAUUGUAGCAUCUGUGAUGACCCACAUUGAGAGUCGGACAUCAACAAAUGGCUCCGGUAUUAAUGUGAACUACACCGAGCUCACGCAUUCCCUAAUGGCAGGAGGCCUAAAGAACCGCUUUCUGCCACCAGUUCCUCCAAAGCCACCCAAGCGGGGCAUUUUAAAGGGUUCCCGCAGCAAUAUGAGUAACGUCCACGAAGAGAUUACCUUUACGGGCAGCGGCGGUGGAGGAGGAGGAGGAGCUGGUACCCCCGAAAUGCUUAUGCGUAAUACCAUACAAAAUGAGCUCCUCUAUGAGGCGUCAUCUCGUGGUGCUGCUGGUUCAAUUGGUUCGAAUUCCAGUCAGCAUGGCACCUCCUUCACUUCGGUGGAAAGCUUACGCAGUGGAGAUGGCGAUCAUCCGGGGCAACAGCGUGCGAUGACAUUACCAGCAAAUGCCCGUUAUGGCCCCACGCCAGCUUCUACUGGCGGUCACCCCUCGCAUUUACAUGUCCUGACAUCGCCAUCGCCAAGUGCCGACAGUCUCACAGAUACAACAAACUCAUCGUUUGCCACGCCACCGUUCUCUUUAAGUCCUGUCGGUGAAUCUCAAGGGAUUUAUCGCUGGGCACGAGUUCAUGAGUUUUCUGAUGUGGAUUUGCCUUUGCCUCCGGUUCAGCUGGUCCAGUUGCCUCCACCUAGACAAUUAGUCAUCAGACGGCAGAAGUCACCACGUCAUGACUUUGGUUUCAGUCUUCGCAAGGCCAUUUGUCUGGAUCGGAGCGAAUCGCUGACGUCGCCCAUUUUUAGGCCGGUUAUCUUUGCCGAGCCAGGUGCUGGAGGCGGCGCCACAGGCCUUUUGCCCGGCGAUCGUCUGAUCAAGGUAAACGGUACUCCAGUUGGUGAACUGUCCCGGGAAAUAAUCAUAGAAAUGAUUAGGAAUAGCGGUGAUGCUGUUACCGUUGAGGUACAACCAGUUGCAGAACUGGUAGAGCUAAGCAAACGUUGCAUGGCUCCCAGCACAGCCACCGUUGAGGAGAUCGAUCAUUCCAUUACUAAUGGCAAUUGCAAUACGUUGCGACGCAGUGCCAGCAAACGCUUUAAACGUCAGAGCCGCCACGAGAAUGGAACUGGAGGAGGCGGAGGAGGAGGAGGAGGCAUAGAAGAAGGAUGUAUAAGUAAGACCGACGUUAAUGAUUUGGAUACGGAUGUGGCUGAUGCCACCCAACCGGAGCGUCUUUGGCUGGUACAUCGUGGCGGCUUCACGGCAGCCCUGCGAUUGCCGCCCACUGCUUCUGGUACGCCCCACGAGGAACAUAAGUUGAGUGUACGUCUGCUGCACAAUGGCGAAGAGUUGAUUGUCGACGAGGAUGAUAUCGAGAAACAGAACAGCCCUGCCCUGGAUCUGGCGGAGGAUAUUUGCGAAUUGAAAUAUCUAAAUGAAGCGUCUGUGUUGCAUUGCCUGCGACAACGUUAUGCCAGCAAUCUCAUCCACACUAAAGCUGGGCCCACGCUGCUUGUGGUCAAUCCCAUGGCUCCAUUGUCCCUCUACUCCGAGAAGGUUGUCUCCAUGUUCCGGGGCUGCAAGACGGAGGAUAUGCCGCCCCACGUCUAUUCGCUGGCGCAGACCGCCUACAGGAGUUUGGUUGAAUCGCGACGCGAUCAAAGUCUCAUAUUCAUGGGCCGAUCUGGUUCUGGCAAAUCCACAAGCUUUAAGCAUGCUCUCAACUACUUGGCGUUGGCUGCUGGCGCCUAUAAUAAUUUUAUAAAUGCGGAAAAGGUUAGCGCUCUAUGCACCAUUUUGGAGGCUUUUGGCAAUACAAAAACAUGUCUCAAUUCGAAUGCAACACGAAUGACACAGUUGCUUAGCUUGGAUUUUGAUCAGACUGGUCAAAUUGCAUCCGCUUCCCUGCAGGUAUUGCUGCCAGAACGACAACGGGCAGGACGUCGGCUAGCCCAUGAGCACAGCUUCCACAUUAUGACGCGGCUAUUGGCUGGAGCAGCUGGGCUGCUGCAAAAAGAAUUGCAUUUGGAAAACAUCACAUCCGAGGAUAGUCAUCCGUUUAUAUCGCUAUCCCAGAAACUUGAGGAUCGGCAUCGAGCGGCAAAUGAUUUUAUGCGCACGGUUCAGGCUUUUGAAACGCUGAACAUUGAUGCCAAGGCAGUGCGAGGCAUUUGGAGUAUAUUGGCUGCCAUUUAUCAUUUGGGAAUUGCCGGUGUGACCAAGCUGGGCACUGGUUCAACAGCUCGGACUCAGUUCGCCAAUCCAACAGCAGCACGCAAAGCGGCUGGACUGUUGGGCGUAAAUCUUGAAGAUUUAUCGGCGGCUGCUUUUGGGCUGACACAGCCCAAUUCCAAUGGAAACCAGUUGAGUCCCUCUAAGUCACCAACCUCGGACGGAGGACAGGAGUUGGCCUGGGAGUGCUUGGAAGCUUUGGUCAUUGGCCUAUAUUCUGAGGCCUUAGCAGCUGUUGUAGCCUUGAUAAAUCGCCAGAUAUGCACAUCGGCCCACACCAUAGCUUCUAUUAUGCUGAUUGAUACGCCUGGUUUUCAGAAUCCAGCCAGUUGUGGCCAACAAUUGGGAGCCACUUUAAGUGAUUUGCGUCACAAUUAUUUGCAGGAGCGAUUGCAAAUGCUAUUUCAUCAUACCACAUUGGUGGCUCCGCGUGAUCGAUAUGCCCAAGAAUUGGUCGAAAUUGAAAUGGACCAAUCAACGGAAAGUCAUCCGGGCCCAUUAAUAUCCCUCAUCGACAAAGCUCCACAGAAUCAUGUAGUGCGCUCAUCACAGCGAGACCUACGUGAACACGAUCGUCGUGGACUUCUAUGGUUACUCGACGAGGAGGCCAUCUAUCCCAAUUCAAAUGACGAUACAUUCCUAGAGCGUUUAUUCUCCCACUACGGUGAUCGAGAACAUCAUUCACUGUUGCGCAAGUGUGCAGGUCCACGACAGAUGGUUCUGCAUCAUUUGCAAGGCACCAAUCCUGUGCUCUAUGCAGUCGAUGGAUGGGUGCGACAUAGUCGAGAGCAUCCAGGAAUUCGAAAUGCUGUCUCGCUAUUGCAGGAUAGCAGUCGCGAGGAAAUUAAUCGUUUGUAUAUCGGAUCUUUGACCCGCGGCUCUGGAGCCAUGGUCUUUUGCGGUUCUUUUGCCGGUCUGGAGGGGACCCAAUCUUUGCGCCGUGUGUCCAGCAUUCGACGAUCCUUCACCACAGCCGGAGUGAAACGAAAUUCCAUUAUGCUGCAAGUGAAAUUCACUGUGGAUGGCAUAAUUGAUACACUACGCCGCACUGGAACACAUUUUGUUCAUUGUUAUUUACUGCAACAUAAUGCAGGCAAACAUGCCAAAUACACAGCCAACGGAUCGCCUAACUCGCACGCCAUGGCUCAGGCUGGCAGUGAAGAGGAAAUGGUUAAUAUUCCACUUCUACGGAGUCAGUUGCGUGGAUCUCAAGUGUUGGAGGCAGCGCGACUGCAUCGUCUGGGAUUUCCUGAAUCUGUGCCAUUAGUGGAAUUUGUUCGUCGUUUCGGCCUAUUGGCCGGCGAGUUGGGCAGUAAUAAGGAUGUUAGCGUUGAGCAAAUAUUAGCUGUCAAUGAGCUGGAUGUGGCCAGUUAUCGUAUUGGACCUAGUCAGAUACUAUUCCGAUCUGGUGUUUUGACAGAGUUGGAAGCCAAACGCGAUGUCCUUCUCUCGGAUCGUAUUAUACAAUUACAGGCAUUUUGUCGUGGUUAUUUGGCACGCAAAAAGAUGUCGCAACGACGUGUCCAGGAAUUGGCUGUACGCUGCAUUCAGCGAAAUGUCAAAGCCUUUCUGGCCGUACGUGAUUGGCCUUGGUGGCGUCUCUUAGUUAGGGUCACUCCGCUUCUCAAUGUCCAUCGCACUGAAGAACAAUUGAAGACCGCCAACGAAGAGUUACUUAUGCUGCGCGCAAAAUUGGAGAAAAUUGAAUGCGAUCGCAGUGAGGUUAAGGCUGAGAAUCAAAAACUAGAAGCCAAGUUAUCCGAACUAACGGUGGAUCUGGCCGAAGAGCGUUCCACCGCCCACAUAGCCACCGAGCGCUUGGAAGCCGAAACCGCUGAGCGUUUAAAGCUGGAAAAGGAGCUGGGCGAACAAGCAACCAAAGUGAAGAAUCUUCAGGAGACAAGCGAGAAAUUGGAAAUGGAACUAAUAUGUGCUAAAUCCGAUUUAAAUGGGAUAUCCGAAGAUGAGGAUGGCGAGAAUGACGAUGCCGGCGGUGGAGUAUACAAACUGAAAUACGAACGUGUUGCCCGUGAAUUGGAGUUCACGAAAAGGCGUUUGCAGACACAGCAUGAGCACGAUCUGGAACAGCUGGUCGGGCUUAAGAAGCAAUUGGAGAAAAAGCUUUCCGAUGCCUACGAGGAAGUUGAAGAACAACGUCAAGUUGUGGGCCAAUGGAAGCGCAAGGCACAAAAGAUGACCAAUGAGAUGAAUGAUUUGCGCAUGCUGCUCGAAGAGCAAAAUGCCCGUAACAAUUUGCUGGAGAAGAAGCAGCGCAAAUUUGAUGCUGAAUGCCAAUCCCUACAGGAUGCCGCACGUCAAGAGCGUCAGGCUAAGGAGCGUUAUGGUCGAGAGAAGGAUGUGCUUCAGGCUGAGAAGUUUACGCUCGAACAGACUCUAGCUGAUACGCGUCUUGAUCUCGACCUUAAGGAGGAGAAAUUGGCCUCUCUGCAGCGGGAGUUGGAAGAGAUGACCUUUGGCGGUGGCACUGAGGAGGAAAUCGCUCAAUUGCGGCGAUCCAAAAAUGAAACAGAGCGACGCGCUAAGGAGCAAGAGGAAGAACUGGACGAGAUGGCUGGCCAGAUACAAUUGCUAGAGCAAGCUAAACUCCGACUGGAGAUGACCCUAGAGACGAUGCGUAAAGAGGCAAGACGAGAAACGCAACAACGGGAUGAGGAACUUGAAGAAGUGCGUGGCAAUGGCUAUAAGAAGAUUAAGGCUCUGGAAUGCCAGCUGGAAACAGAGCACGAAGAACGAACUCUACUUUUAAGGGAGAAACAUGAACUUGAGCGUCGUCUGUCUUCCAUGGAGGAUCGCGAUCGUGUCGAUCGUGAUGCCGAAGAGGCUCUCAAUCAGAAACUCAGAAGAGAUUUGCGUAAAUACAAGGCAUUGCUCAAGGAUGCGCAAACACAGUUGGAACGCCUCAAAGCCGAUACGCCUGGCAAGACCCUGAUACGCCAGUUACGCAAUCAGCUGGAGGAUGCCGAAUCAGCACGUAGCUUAGCCAUGAAGGCACGCCAAACCGCUGAGGCAGAACUGUCUGAGGUCCAAGCCAUGUUUGAAGAGUCCCAUCGAGCACGCAACGACGCCGAGGAACGAGCCAAUGCGGCGCAUCGUGAUAGAGCCGAACUGCAAGCCCAGAUCGAGGAGAAUGAGGAGGAGUUAAGUGAACUCAUGAAGAAAUAUAGCGCCACUGUGAAGCAAUUAAAUGCUGAACAAAUCAAUGUUUCUGAAUCCGAGUUCAAGCUAAACGAAAUGGAGGCCGAACGGAAUAAUCUUAAAGAGCAGGUCACCGAAUUGCAGCACAGAUUGGAUAAUGUUGAGAAUUUGGGUGACCCAUCCAUGGCUAUGAUGUCCAAGCGCUUGGAGCUGCGUACUAAAGAGUUGGAAUCGCGUCUAGAACUGGAGCAGGCCACGCGUGCUCGUCUGGAGGUUCAAGUGAAUCGUCACAAAGAGGCUCUAGAGAAGCUGCAAAACGAAGUCACACAAUCCAAAUUGCGAGAGAUGCAGGCGCAGGAUACAGUAAAGAAAUCACAAAAGGCUCUGCGUGAUAUGCGUGAGGAAUAUCAUACGGUCUCUAGUCGGGAACAAGAAUCAUUGUCGCGACGAAAAGAUUUGGAAAAGAAAAUGGAGCAAAUGGAGUCAGAGGGUACGGCCCUUAAGAAUGAUUUACGUCUGGCUCUGCAACGAAUAGCUGAUUUACAACAAGCCAUGGAGGAAGAAGGUGAAGAGGAGCUGAGUGAAAGUGAUGAGAGCCUUAGCUCUGUUGGCUCCAUUAGUGACCUAGAGGAGCGUCUGCGACCCGUGCAUGUGAAGCGCAGCUCACAGCAGUCGUUAAACGGCGGGGCGGUCAACCAGACCACACGCACUUUGGUCUGUGAAAAGGAUGACAACAGCCCUAGAAUAACAGUGACGUCGCCAUCGUCGCCACAUAUACAUAAAUUGGCACUGGCGGCCAAAGCCAUACCGGCUCCAAAACCGGACACGAAAUCUGCACUGGCAACAACUAAAAUAACUGCAACGGCAACAACAGCAGAAACUUCAACAUUAUCGUCAGCAUCAUUAUCAACCAGGACGACAUCAUCGUCGUCGUAAGAAUUCAGUUCUUAUUUGUAUUUUCUUUUUUUUUUUGUAAUGAAUAUAUAUUUAUUAGUUUUUUAUGAUUUGAUUACUGUUUAGUUCAAUAUGUUUAACUAUUUAUUAUCGAAAUAUAGCUACACAAUAUAUACCUAAAUAGUAUAUAUUAUAUAUAACUUAAUAUAUGGAAAUGUAGUUAAUUUAAUUUUGCGCAAGAGUCCCUAUAUAUGAAAACAAAGUGAUUAACAUGUUUUUUAUCCUUCUCAAAAAUUGAACUAACACCUAUAGCAUAUAGUCCCUAUAGCCAACAUUAUUAAAAAGAAAACAAAAACAAUUAGAUAAAUCACGAUUCACGAUCAUAGACGAAAAUACUGAAUAAAUUAUUUUACAUACGACUCUUUAUAAACAUAAAACAUUAAAACGAAUAAUAAUAACAAUAUAAUGUAACAACAUAAACUAUCAUUACAUCUACAUGCAUAUUAAGCUACAUUUUUCAAUCAAUCAAUUAUUUCAAAAUAUUCAUACACCACAUUGGAAUACCUAACAGAAAAUAUGUAGCCCCAUACCAGAACUCAACAAAUUUAAAUAUAUUGUUAUACAACCCAAUAAAAAAACCUCAUAUUCUGCUGCAGGUCGAAGUGACCCAGUUUUUUAGAUUAACCUUGA
Drosophila willistoni is the source of this 7437-nucleotide messenger RNA. RefSeq names its product unconventional myosin-XVIIIa (gene Mhcl). Gene Ontology annotation, molecular function: cytoskeletal motor activity; ATP binding; protein binding. Gene Ontology annotation, cellular component: myosin complex. The record is from RefSeq and is a predicted model, not a curated record. Lineage: Eukaryota; Metazoa; Arthropoda; Insecta; Diptera; Drosophilidae. The transcript is spliced from 17 exons. The coding region runs from base 130 to 6789 and encodes 2219 amino acids.